This is a messenger RNA of Rhipicephalus microplus (southern cattle tick), 1402 nucleotides long. RefSeq lists its product as uncharacterized. NCBI's taxonomy places the organism in Eukaryota, Metazoa, Arthropoda, Arachnida, Ixodida, Ixodidae. The record is from RefSeq and is a predicted model, not a curated record.
GUCACAUACAAUAGACCUCCCGCAGCAAACUACUCUUACGGCAGCACGUCGCCACUGAUGUCACACAGAGGCCUGCUGCACAACAACUCGCUGACCGGCGACCACGACCGAGACCUGACACCGUCAAGAAUAUCGCACUGCAGCGACGACUCGACCAGCUCGAGCAGCGGUGGUUGCGGAGUGCCCGCCGACAGCAGUAGCGAGACAUCCGAAGGCGAGUUCGCCAAGACACCUGGAGGGUCGCGGAAGUGCUCGCCGCGAAAGAUCUCCAAGACAGGCAACAUCACACCACAGCCGGGCGAAUUCGGAAGCACCAACGGCACCUCCCCGUGGAAGAUGGCGCCGCCAGAACGACCCGACCCGGCGGGAGGACGUUCACACGACGUCAUCGUCAUCGACAGCAGCGCCGCGUCGGCCGACGAGAGCUACGCAUCGUCCGCUUCGCCCUCCGCCUCUCCCGCCAAGACGAACGGAACGGCAUCCUCUCCGAGACAUUCGAUAUCUGGUGUAGGGUCCAGGCAGACUCCUCCGCCACCAUCUGCCAAGUCUAUGAUUCCCUACCUCGCCGCACCCUACAGGGCCACGAGCUCGGAGAAUCUGACCACAAACGGAACGACGUCGUUAAUUCCUCAACAUCAUCAGCAGCAACAGAUGGCCAAGCAGCAGGCGAUGACCAACGGCAGAGUCCGACAGUCGUCUACUCCGCCUAACCCCAACGCAAGGCGUCGUUCCGUGGACGCCGGACUGGCCACUCUACCCCGAUCGAGGUCUCACAGCAGUGAAGGGAGCAUGACUUCCGACAAGGCGUUCCUCACGCGAGGCGUCCCGGGUCGCUGCUCGUGGAGGAGUCCGCCCCCAGUCCGGACCUCGCCGCGGUCUAACUCUGACGGCAACAAGACGUGGGCCUUCCGGCAGCGCGGUUCUUCCAGACCGGCCUUGACGCCGGACCUCUUCACCGAACCCGGCUCCAAGAGAAGCGCGGUCCACUCGAGCCCGACCAAAUCUCAGCGGCCCAACGUGAUAUCGCCCCUACUGCAGGAGCUGCUGCGCGAAAAAGACCUUGAUUCUGACGACAAGAUCCUGAAGAAGAUGGAGUUCAUCGUCAAUCACUACCGUUCGCGACUUGACAAGGGUGAUUGCGGUGAUGCCAAUGGCACCUCCACCCUCCCUAAAGCCUCCCUUACAGCACCCACGUCACCCGACAGCUUCUGCAGCCCUCCAUGUCGGAGGCGGUGCUCGAAGAUAUCCAUGGCUACUUACUAUGACAGGAACUAAUUCAUACUGUCUCUUUGAGGACUCUUGUGCCGAGUACUGGCAUCUGUCUCGGGGUGUACCGAAAGAUCAUCGGUGCCAUAACAGAUUUGGGGCAGUUCAAAUAAAAAAAAUGUGUGGAUUGCUCAAA